AUUUUCUUUCUUUGCUUUUUAUUUUCUUUCUUUCGAUCAUUUUAAACAGAUACCUCACAGUCUGACAGUCUUUUAACAUCCGGGUACAAAUCAUGGCGUCCACACGGGAAAUCUGUUCGCUUUUGCUGGUUAUAAUUUUGAGUGUUAAUAUUGUCGAGUCGAGAGUAAUGCAACCCGUCACUCCUGCGUCAUGCGAUAAACCAGCUCUUCCGGGAAUAUGUAAGAAAAAGUCUGUUCCUAGCAAGUGUUUGUUUGAUCCCAGCGUCGGGACACUCCAGGUGGAGUGUAAAAAAACGAAAAAAAUAUCGGAUGAUUGUAUUUCACUCUUGGCCUUAUUUAAAACAGAAUCCUUCUGUUGCCCUGACAACCGUGUGGUGGUCGGCACGAACAACAAUAGGCCUGUCUGCUGCAAGCUGAAACCAGAUAUUUGCCUGACUGACUGCGUCAAACAGAACGUUUUCUAUUCAUUCAAACUUGGUUUUGACUUCCAAAUACCGGACGGAUACGCACUACACGGCAAGUACCUGUACGGAAACUGUUCCGAUGAUCCAACCCUUUUCCAUGUAAAACUUUGCAAGCUGACGAAAAAGGAAACAAAAUAUUAAAAACAACUGACAACGCGAUGCACGUAUCGAAUAAUAUUUCAGAGAUAUGUUGUUUUUAAAAUAUCCAAGCAUGAAUAAAUUUAUUUAUUUGAUUAGAGAAAAAAAAA
Pecten maximus is the source of this 712-nucleotide messenger RNA. RefSeq lists its product as uncharacterized. Lineage: Eukaryota; Metazoa; Mollusca; Bivalvia; Pectinida; Pectinidae. Bases 93 to 605 code for a protein of 170 amino acids. The record is from RefSeq and is a predicted model, not a curated record. The transcript is spliced from 5 exons.